Messenger RNA from Catharus ustulatus (Swainson's thrush), 1318 nucleotides. RefSeq names its product phospholipid phosphatase 6 (gene PLPP6). Gene Ontology annotation, molecular function: sphingosine-1-phosphate phosphatase activity. NCBI's taxonomy places the organism in Eukaryota, Metazoa, Chordata, Aves, Passeriformes, Turdidae. The transcript has 2 exons. Bases 163 to 936 code for a protein of 257 amino acids. The record is from RefSeq and is a predicted model, not a curated record.
GGGACCGCGCCCCGGCGGUGCGGUAGCACGGGGCGGGGAUAACGGGCAGGGCGCGGGGAGGGGGAGAGGGAAGCGGCACCGGGCAGGGUGACAUGCUGGGUCCCGAGCGGGUGCGGCAGCGGGUGACCGGCGCCCGCCUCCCGCAGGCCGCCUCCCUUUGCCAUGCCGAGCCCCCGGAGCAGCCGCGAACGACGCGCCGGCGGCAGCGGCGGCCGCCUGGAGUUCCUGUCCCUGAGCCAGCGCGGGCCCGCCGCCCCCGACAGCCCCUCCCGCCGCAGGGAGCCCGCCGGUGCCGCGGCCGCCCCGCUGCCCGAGGAGGACUGCAUGAAGCUGAACCCGUCCUUCGUGGGCAUCGCCCUGAGCUCCCUGCUCGCCAUCGACCUCUGGGCCUCCAAGCGCCUGGGGGUGUGCGCUGGAGAGGGCUCGGCCUGGGGCAGCGCCCGCCCCCUCAUGAAGGUCAUCGAGGUGUCGGGCCAUGGCAUCCCCUGGCUGCUCGGCACUUUCUACGGGCUCUGCCAGAGUGACAGCUCGGCGGCCAGGGAGGUGCUGCUCAACCUGCUCUUCGCGCUGCUGCUGGACCUGGUGAUGGUGGCGGUGGUGAAGGGGCUCGUCAAGCGGCCGCGGCCCACGCACAACAAGAUGGACAUGUUCGUCACCAUCUCAGUGGACAAGUACUCCUUCCCCUCAGGCCACGCCACCAGGGCCGCUCUGGUCUGCCGCUUCGUCCUGCGCCACCUGGUCCUGGCUGUGCCGCUGCGGGUGCUCGUGGUGCUCUGGGCUCUCAUCGUCAGCAUCUCCCGGGUCAUGCUGGGCAGGCACAACAUGACGGACGUGCUCUUCGGGCUGCUGCUGGGCUACGCUCUCUACGGCGUGGUGGAGCACUGCUGGCUGUCCCCGGCCACCGCGCCCGCCCUCUUCGCGCUCUGGAGCCACUGACUGCGGCACAAAGCAGGGCUGAGCACGCACAGGGAGGGGAUCCUGGCACUUAAACUGGCAUCCUAAACCACAUCAGUCUGGCCAAGACUUCUCCAUGAGCGGUGCUGCGGGCUCCGGGGCCUGCACUCAGACGUCUGGUGCUGUGCUGUCAGGCAGGGUCUGCGCUGACUGUUCUCUGGUGACCAAAAGCAGUCUCUGCAGAGAGUGGGGAGCUCAGCACACCCAUCUGGCAGCUCACUGCUGAUACUGUGAAUCUGCAUGCUCUUGCUGGGCACCUGCAAUAGCCCAUGGUGUAUGUGGUAGCUGUGACUUUGCAGAGGUUUCUCUACAAUCACCCCUGUAUCUGUAUCCUAUAAAUACACUGAUCAUGCUGCUGUCAUAA